AUGGCAGAUGCUCAAACUGAGAGUAACCACAAAGCCGGUGUAUUAGAGGGGGGAGGAGAUGAGAGCAUUGUUCCACAGACGCAAGGUUUGUGGGUGCGGUAUCAAGGCUGCUGGCUGAGACCCCUGGCCGUGCAGAGCGUCAAGAUCGUGCAGGAGCAGUUCGAGGCGCGCCCCGACGACAUCCUCCUCGUCACGUACCCAAAGUGCGGCACCACCUGGCUCAAGGCCCUCGUCUUCACCAUCACCAACCGCUUUCGCCACGCCAUCACCGGCGACGACCACCCGCUGCUCACCCACCACCCUCAGGACCUCGUGCCAUUUCUCGAGAUGCCCUACCGUCAGCUCCACCCUCUCUCCGAUCUCGAGAAGCUCCCCUCCCCAAGGCUCCUCUCCACCCAUUUGCCGGUCACGCUGCUGCCUCCGUGCGUGGUGACCCUUGGUUGCCGAGUUGUGUACUUAUGUCGCAGUCCCAAGGAUGUGCUCGUGUCUUUAUGGCACUUCAUCUACAAGGUAAACAAGAACUACUCCAUAGAUAAAGCACUUGAGUUGUUUUCCAAGGGAGAAUCCUCGUAUGGGCCUAUAUGGGAACACAAUCUUGGGUUCUGGAAGGAAAGCAUAUCAAACAGCGAUAGAGUUCUCUUCUUGAAGUAUGAUGAGAUGAUGGCCCAGCUGGUCAAGCAUGUCAAGAUGCUCGCCGAGUUCCUCCGUGUUCCCUUCACGGAGGAGGAGGUGAGAUGUGGAGUUGUGGAGGAGAUCGUGCACUUGUGUAGCUUCGAUAAGCUCAAAAGCAUGCCGGUCAACUCAUCCGGUGUAUCUGAUAGGAUUGGCGGGGAGCCAAUGGAGAAUUCUUCCUUCUUUAGGACUGCCAAGGUUGGUGACUGGGCAAAUUACUUGACUGAAGAGAUGGCAAAGAAGUUGGAUGGCAUUGUUGAGGAGAAGUUGAGCGGGUCAGAUCUUACAUUUUGA
Messenger RNA from Triticum dicoccoides, 966 nucleotides. RefSeq names its product cytosolic sulfotransferase 15-like. The transcript has a single exon. Lineage: Eukaryota; Viridiplantae; Streptophyta; Magnoliopsida; Poales; Poaceae. Bases 1 to 966 code for a protein of 321 amino acids. The record is from RefSeq and is a predicted model, not a curated record. Gene Ontology annotation, molecular function: sulfotransferase activity.